Messenger RNA from Centruroides sculpturatus (bark scorpion), 634 nucleotides. Its product is annotated as Bardet-Biedl syndrome 7 protein-like. NCBI's taxonomy places the organism in Eukaryota, Metazoa, Arthropoda, Arachnida, Scorpiones, Buthidae. The record is from RefSeq and is a predicted model, not a curated record. Gene Ontology annotation, cellular component: neuron projection; axoneme; ciliary basal body. The transcript has 7 exons. Gene Ontology annotation, biological process: intracellular protein localization; intracellular transport; cilium assembly. Bases 273 to 593 code for a protein of 106 amino acids.
UUUUAUAGGAUUGUGAAUGUUUAUUUGAAGUUGAAGUUACUGGUCCUCCAUCUACAGUUACACUAUAUCAGAAUGAUGGAGGAAUUAAUGGGGAUGAAGUCUUGUAUGGAACAUCAGAUGGAAAAAUUGCUCUUGUAGCUUUGGAUAAAGUUUUGCCAAAUCAUAGAUGGGAGAUCAUUAAUAGUAAAAAGAAUGGAGGUAUUCUUUGUUUGGAUAAUUAUGAUAUUACUGCUGAUGGUAUUCAAGAUCUUAUUAUAGGACGAGGAGAUGGUAUGGUAGAAGUUUAUAGUUAUGAUGAAGCUGAAGAACCAAUGUUCCGUUAUGCUUAUAAUUGUGGAGAAAGUGUAACUUCUGUGAAUGGUGGAAAAGUUGGAAACCCAGGCUAUGAUGAAAUUUUAGUGACCACUUAUACAGGAUGGUUAUUUGGACUGUCAACAGAGCCAGCAAAUAAACGUCUUGACCCUAACUUUUUAUUAGUUUCUGAAGAAUCAGCUCAGAAAAUAUGUAAACUGAGGUUUGUUUGGAUAGACUACUUGAGAAUAUUCUGCAUAUAUUAUUUCUUACACUGCACUGUCUGCUAUACCAUUAAAUAAGGCUCUUCUAAUGUAUGCAUUUAUUUUUCUAACAUUUCUUU